This is a messenger RNA of Actinia tenebrosa (Australian red waratah sea anemone), 2253 nucleotides long. RefSeq lists its product as uncharacterized. NCBI's taxonomy places the organism in Eukaryota, Metazoa, Cnidaria, Anthozoa, Actiniaria, Actiniidae. The record is from RefSeq and is a predicted model, not a curated record.
UCUGCUGAUGAAGCCAUGGUUUUGAUGUUGAUACUUGUAAUUAUUUUAGGACUAUCCUCAUCCUUCUCUUCUGUCGCAGGUUCUUCACCUCCUCAGCUCUGGCCAGCAGGCAUGUACGGAUUACCUCAGACCAAAGAUGGCUGCCCUAAAACUGCGAACGGCUUCACAUGGGCCACAGGAACAAUUUUYCAGGCUCUMAAUCCAUUGUCCACCAUACCAAGGAAGUUUCACUUUCAAGCUAAUGCGACUAACAACGGYGUUGCCCGAUCUUUCUGCUUCAAAAAUACGACCAACAUGGAUCAAAGYCGACCUGUAUGGCCGACCGGAAGUUACUGCAUGUAUAUGAAGUCUGAUAACUGCCCAUCUGGGCUUCAAAAAGGGUCGUUAUAUUGGAACGAUAGACUUUCUAAUUCUAACUAUCAGAUAGGUGAAGUGCCUAAAGGGGACUACUUGGUCAAUACUCUGAUUAAGUUUUGUUGCAGUACCAAAGGAAAUCCAUCAGUUGCCAUCUCUUUACCAAAUGAUGCGCCGUUUUUCUUGUUGACCAAUGAUAAAAGUAUCGACAAAUGCCAGAACAUCAAGGGGACGCAGCAUACACUGGAAUAUAUUGGUUAUGACACGGUUGAUGGUAAUGCUAAACAAUACCCUCCACACCCUUACAAAAAGGAAAGAAGUGUAAUGACUGUUUAUUACUGCUAUUAUACACCAUGUAACUGGCACAUCACCGCUUUAUCAGGAACGAUACAAUCCCCAAACUAUCCUUUAAAGUAUCCUAAAAACCUUGACUGCCAAUGGAGAAUCGAAGUUCCGAACAACUACUACAUCACUCUGAUUUUUGAUGACUUUAUAUUGGAGUCCUCAGCAUUUUCCUGUAAUMUAGACUGUUCCUGUGAUUGGCUGAAAGUUACCAUCAAAAGACAGUCUAACACUAUUUCCAAUAUUUACUGCAUGGAGUUUAUGCACUCUCCGCCACGAAUACGAAACACUUACUCCAGCCUAGUGAUCCUUGAUUUUCACUCCGAUUAUAGAAUAAGCGACAUUGGUUUUCAGAUCCGCUACACGACUACGCGCAUUAGUGAMGAACUUACUACAGCACUACCCGCAACAUCACAUUUACACAAAAACAAUAGCACAGCAAACACUACUGCAACACCAACAAGAAAUACAACAACAUCAACAACAACAACGUUAAACACAACAACAGCAAACACAAYAACAACAGCAACAACAGAAACAACAAUAAUAGCAAACAAAACUGAUAUUCCAAGUACUCCAAAGACUCUUCCUCUUACUGAGACUACAACAGAGAAAAAUACUGUUGGUUCAACUGUGCCAAAGAAUGAGAGUUCUACAAUCAAGCUACUCGUAACUGCCGAGGCAGAACAAAGACAGUCACAGCCCAAGACAUGGAUCAUUGCUACUGCAGUAGCCUUGACUGUUGCAGGUCUCUUGGUAACUCUGGGAUGCUUGGCGUAUUGCAGUAACGAUAAAGAAGAAAGUAAAGACGAAGCAGAAGAAAAAACGUUAGAGAAAUCGGUCAACCCUCUUUAUGCCACACCGCACGAUUUAAAAACAGACAAUCCACUUUAUGAAAGUAUUAUUAUACAGAAGAAAACAAAAGACCCUAAACCAGCUGAYCCUAAACCAAUGAAAUCUGAAAAUCCUCUGUAUGAAAGGAUUAUGUGAGCAAACAGUAUCACGUGAUGACCAGUCACUUCCAGAUGUAUUGAAAUGAGACCGUGUGAUUCCAAUCRAGGAGUUCAACAUCAAUUUACUACAUGAGUAGUCACUUACGCAGAACUCAAAUUCCCUUGAUAAAUAAAUAACGAUAAAAAAGCAGCCAUGUUGGUUGAUAURACAACAGAAGCCAAAAUGGCGGCUAUGGCAAACAUGCACACUACUUGUGAAAUUGAUCUUGCGCAAGAGAAUAUGAAUAUUCUCUUGGUCUUGCGGCAUKACGCAACAAGAUCAAUUACCCCAAUUUUGUCAGCCAGAAUCGCUGAGGUAAGGUAAAAAACGAUUCGAGGUUCAUUUUCUGUGGUCUGUACUCUUAUCAAACAUGGAAUUGGCGUAAGCAUAUGAUCUAACCUUUGCAGUGAAAGCAAUCGGAAAAAUGAAGUGUAUUCAUACUCCGAWUUUUUCUCAUUUUAUUUUAUUUCUAUUGGUAUAGUUGUAUUUGUAUUGGCGUACCAAUAUUGCCGGGGGAAAAAUUGGUAAAGUGCCUCCAAGAUUUAAAGAUUAAAAAAAGCUUAA